This is a messenger RNA of Scheffersomyces coipomensis, 987 nucleotides long. RefSeq lists its product as uncharacterized. The record is from RefSeq and is a predicted model, not a curated record. Gene Ontology annotation, biological process: mitochondrial transmembrane transport; monoatomic ion transport. NCBI's taxonomy places the organism in Eukaryota, Fungi, Ascomycota, Pichiomycetes, Serinales, Debaryomycetaceae. Gene Ontology annotation, cellular component: mitochondrial inner membrane. Gene Ontology annotation, molecular function: monoatomic ion transmembrane transporter activity. Bases 1 to 987 code for a protein of 328 amino acids. The transcript has a single exon.
AUGGCAUCUACUAUUACUGGUCCAGUCUCACUUCCUGGAUCAAGACAUGAUUUAUCCACUUAUUGGGGCAGAGUUAAACAUUGUGCAGAGAUUUCAGAUCCAACUAUGUUGUUGAACUCUACUAAAGAUAUCGAAGCUGCCAAAAGAAAGAUUUGGGAUUAUAAGAACGGUGUGGUGGGAUCUAUGAAUGCAGACCUUUGGAGAGCGAAGAGAACUUUGGAUUCAGCUUUACAUCCUGAUACAGGUGAAACUGUUUUCUUGCCAUUUAGAAUGAGUUCGUGUGUUUUAUCUAAUUUAGUGGUUACAGCUGGUAUGUUAACACCAAAUUUAGGUACAGUAGGUACUUUAUUUUGGCAAAUUGCAAAUCAAUCAUUAAAUGUUGCUAUUAAUACUGCUAAUGCUAAUAAAUCUCAUCCAUUGACAACCAAACAAAUCGCUGUUAACUAUUCCAUGGCGGUGACUGCUUCUUGUACUGUUGCUUUAGGAUUAAAUGCUAUCGUUCCAAGAUUAAAGUCUUUGAAACCAAGUACAAGACUUAUUUUAGGUAGAUUGGUUCCAUUUGCAGCAGUUGUUUCAGCAGGUGUGGUUAAUGUUUUCUUAAUGAGAAGUGAAGAGAUAAGAAAAGGUAUUACCGUAUUCGAUAAGAAUGGUUCUGAAGUUGGUACUUCUAAAACAGCUGCUUUAUAUGCUGUUGGUGAAACAGCUGCUAGUAGAGUUAUCAAUGCAACUCCUAUUAUGGUUAUACCACCUUUAAUUUUGGUUAGACUCCAAGCUUCUAGAUUAUUGAGAGGUAGAUCAAAGGGAGUGGAAACUUUAGUGAAUAUCGGUUUGAUUUUUGCAACAUCAUUAGUAGCCUUACCAUUUGCUCUUGCUGUAUUCCCACAAAGAAGAGAAUUACCAGUGAGAAAGUUAGAAGAAAAAUUCCAUAACUUAACAGAUAGUAAAGGGUUACCAAUAGAAACUUUAGAAUUUAAUAGAGGUAUUUAA